Aspergillus tanneri is the source of this 5187-nucleotide messenger RNA. Its product is annotated as putative PHD transcription factor (Rum1). The transcript has 5 exons. Gene Ontology annotation, biological process: chromatin remodeling. Gene Ontology annotation, cellular component: nucleus. The record is from RefSeq and is a predicted model, not a curated record. Bases 1 to 5187 code for a protein of 1728 amino acids. Gene Ontology annotation, molecular function: DNA binding; histone demethylase activity. NCBI's taxonomy places the organism in Eukaryota, Fungi, Ascomycota, Eurotiomycetes, Eurotiales, Aspergillaceae.
AUGGUGGCUCCGGCCUCAACGGGAGGGAUCUCGACAGGCAUACAGCCUUCGGCGAGCCGUCAACCCAUCCGAUCGUCCAGCACUCAUCCAUCGCAUUCUCACAAUGUGCCCUUGAGCGCUCGACGCUCCGAACCUCUCAACCUGUCGACAGUGGAGCGACGAGGACAGCCCAAUGCCCCUCGAGAACCGUCCAAAAGGGUCCGUCCACAUGGCUUACAAGAGGCCCCUACGUUUCGUCCAACGAAGGAGGAGUUCGAGGAUCCUGAGGCAUACAUUCGGAAGAUAGCACCCGAAGGCAAGAAAUAUGGGAUUUGCAGGAUUAUUCCACCUGAAGGCUGGGAACCUCCAUUUGCGAUCGACACUGAGCGCUUCCACUUCAAAACCCGUCGACAGGAGCUUAACUCGGUUGAAGGAGGUAUGCCCCCGCGUUCAGCCACGUUUGCUGCCGGUGGAGCUCCGCAGCCCAGUUCUGACCCGAACCCAGGAACCCGUGCCAACUUGAACUACCUCGACCAGUUAGCCAAAUAUCACAAACAACAUGGUACCAACCUCAACCGAUUUCCCAGUGUCGAUAAGCGGCCUCUGGAUCUAUACAAACUCAAAAAGGCCGUAGAAGUUCGGGGUGGGUUCGACCAAGUUUGCAAGAUGAAAAAAUGGGCGGAAAUUGGUCGUGACCUUGGUUAUAGUGGAAAGAUCAUGUCCUCCCUUUCCACCUCACUUAAAAACUCGUAUCAGAGGUGGCUUCAGCCGUACGAGGAAUAUCUACGGUUGGCGAAGCCUGGCGUGCAACAACAGCUGGAGUUGGAGCACGGUGGUCCCUACACACCAUCCCCCAAUCAUUCGCCUAUGGCCAAAAAGCCUAUCCCUCCGGAAAACCACACCCCUUCGGCAACGCCACUGACCACUCCCGCCGUUGCCCCCGCGGCUCCUCAAAGCGCUCCGAGGGAGCUCGAGGCAACUCCGGAUAAGCCGACGCCUCCGGUCGAGCCGACACCGCCUCGACCGGUGGCCUCCGGAUUCACGCCCGUCAAUGCAGGCUCUGGCUUCACUGCCGUGAAUCAAUCCCCGUCCUUUGUGGCGGUGAAUAGCGGUCCUACUGUAAAACGAGAAGCAGAAAACGGCUCUCUUACUCCUAAGAGUGUUGCCGAGCAUCCUCCCACGUCAACUCCUGUUUCUAAUGGCCAUGGCCAUCCAAUGAAGAGGGCAAUCAGCCAUGAAAGUGGUUCUCAAACUGACAACUGUGAUGAUCCAAAUGGUCGACGAAGUAAACGACUCCGAAAGGAUGCACCUCUGCCAACUGUUGCUGGGUCACAUAUGAGUCUUCUUCGCCCCACUCCACCACGAGCGCGCAAGAGUGAUAGUCGAAAGACCGGUGAUAAGUGCGAAAACUGUGGAAAGUUGGAAGACCGUCCUGCCAUUCUCGUGUGUGAUAGCUGUGAGCACGGCUAUCAUAAAUACUGUCUCGACCCUCCUUUGACUACUAUUCCCGAGUAUGAUUGGCAUUGUCCUAAGUGCCUCGUAGGCACGGGCGAGUUUGGGUUCGAAGAAGGAGGAGUUUACUCGCUCAAGCAAUUCCAAGAGAAGGCAAAUAAUUUCAGGAAGAAUUAUUUCGCAUCCAAAAUGCCUUUUGACCCGGUUCUUAACACUCAUCGGCGGGAAUCCGAAGAUGACGUGGAGCGCGAGUUCUGGAGGUUAGUUGAAAGCUUGACGGAAACCGUCGAGGUGGAGUAUGGCGCCGACAUUCACUCGACUACUCAUGGUAGUGGAUUUCCUACCCAAGAAAGGAGACCGGUCGACCCAUAUUCACACGACCCCUGGAACUUGAACAUUCUUCCAUUCUACGGUGAUUCGUUGUUCCGUCAUAUCAAGUCUGAUAUUUCCGGCAUGACGGUCCCCUGGGUUUACGUCGGCAUGUGUUUCUCAACGUUCUGCUGGCACAACGAAGACCAUUAUGCCUACUCGGCCAACUACCAACACUUUGGCGCCACCAAGACAUGGUAUGGGAUCCCUGGGGCGGACGCGGAGGCCUUCGAGGAGGCGAUGCGCCAAGCAGUCCCCGAGCUAUUCGAGGGCCAGCCUGACCUCCUCUUUCAGCUUGUCACGUUGAUGCCGCCAGACCAGCUCCGGAAGGCUGGUGUCAAUGUUUAUGCACUUGACCAACGUGCUGGACAGUUUGUCAUCACUUUCCCUCAGGCGUAUCAUGCGGGGUUCAACCACGGUUUCAAUUUCAAUGAAGCUGUGAAUUUUGCGCCCGCCGACUGGGAACCCUGCGGAGCAAUGGGUGUCGAGCGUCUACAAGCUUUCCGACGCCACCCGUGUUUCUCACACGAUGAACUGCUGCUCACAGCAGCGGCUCACGACACAUCCAUUAAAACCGCCAAAUGGCUAGCCCCUGCUCUCCAGCGGACCUGCGCACGGGAGCUGGCCGAACGCGCUUCGCUAGCAGCCCGACACCGAGAAGUAGCUCCUCAUAAUUGCUCCUUCGGAAACCAAGAUCCCGCGGCGACCGGCGAUUGCCGGCUCAAAUUCGCGGUGGAAGAGGAAGACCUUCCCGAGGAUGACUACCAGUGCCACUUCUGCAAGGCCUUUACCUAUCUGACGCAAUUCCGCUGCCAUAAGACCGGGAAGACCGUUUGCCUGACCCAUGUGGAUACGUAUGAUUGCUGUGGAGAACCGCUAACCCAAAGACUACUUGGUCCCGACCACACAUUGCGUUAUCGGUUUAGCGAUGAUGGAUUGAAAGCAUUGGUGCAAAAGGUUCAAGAGCGUGCCAGAAUCCCUGAAGCUUGGGCCGAGAAACGUGACAAGACUUUGGAAGAAGAUCCUAGGCCGCAGUUGAAGGUCCUUCAUAGUCUACUCAAUGAAGGUGAGAAAAUCCCAUACCACUUGCCUGGUCUCCAAGAUCUUGCGGCCUUCGUUCAACGCUGCGAUAAAUGGGUUGAAGAAGCAACCAAUUAUAUCACCCGGAAGCAGCAGAACCGGAGGAAGAACGAGAAGGCCUGGCGCAAAAGUACCUCGAAGGCCGCGCAGGCGGAAGAACGUGAUCGUGAAGUCCGCAGAGUAGAGAACAUCUACGCCCUUCUUGCAGAGGCUGAUAAACUGUCGUUCAACUGUCCACAGAUGGCGGCUCUGGAAGAGAAGACCCGCGAGAUCGAGAAAUUCCGCCAGGACGUUAACGUUGCCCUCUUGAAUCCCCAUAUUCGAUCGGUCCAGGAAGUGGAAGAGUUGGUAGAGUCCUCGCACAAUUUCAACGUCACCAUCCCCGAGGUAGAAGGACUGGAACACAUUCUCCGGCAAAUGAAGUGGAAUGACGAAGCACGCCGCAAGCGUGAACAGUAUUUGACCCUCAAGGAAUGCAAGGAGCUCAUUCUGGCCGGUGAGCAACUGGGAUUAUCGGAAACCAAUGACCAUCUACUCUAUUUCAAGGAUCUUUGUCGGCACGGUGAGGCCUGGGAAGCUAAAGCCAAAGAAUUGAUGUCUGUAGAAGCUGUUCAUUAUCAGCAACUUGAAGCCUUGUCGGCGCAGGCGUCCCGCUUCCCUGUCUCGCCCGAUACGCUCGCGGCAGUCGAUGCCAUAUUAACCAAGCAGCGUGAAGCACAGAAAAAGAUCCAAUCCCUGUACGAAAGGAGCAGGGAUCCCGAUUUCCGAAACCGUCCCAAGUAUAAAGAGGUCCGCGAACUGAUGGAAUCCCUGGAAGAACUGAAUAGUCGGCCCACCGGCGCCAUUGACCUGGAGCGAGAGCAGAAACGCCAUGAGGACUGGAUGAGGAAGGGCAAGAAAUUGUUUGGAAAGGCUAACGCCCCACUGCACAUCUUGAAAUCCCACAUGGAGUACGUUGAGAAGCGAAAUUCCUACUGUUUUGAUCUGGAAGAUCGAUGUCGGCCUCCCGUGGAACCCGCGUCUCGCGAUAACAGCCCGGAUGGUCUGUUGGAGAACAACCCGACUCCCAGCAUGUGGGGCGGUGGGAAAUCACGGAAGCGGGAUGUCUUCUGCAUUUGCCGACAUUCCGAGGCGGGCAUGAUGAUCGAGUGUGAGAUAUGCCAUGAAUGGUACCACGGCAAAUGCCUCAAGAUUGCCCGAGGCAAAGUCAAGGAAUUCGACAAGUACACUUGUCCUAUCUGUGAUUGGCGCCAGAAGAUCCCUCGAGAUGCUGCUCGCCCAAAGCUGGAAGACCUCCAGGAAUGGCAGGCAGAAAUGGCCGGCCUACCAUUUCAGCCCGAUGAAGAAGAGAUCUUGGAAAACAUCCUCAACCAAGCGACUACUUUUCGUGAUUUCCUACAAAGUUUCACCAACGCUGCCUGUACCACCACCGAAGAAGUUCCGACCUUGAUAUUUUAUCUGCGGAAGAUCGAAGGCGCCGAGGUUCUGUUGGCGUAUGAGACGAAUUUCUUCCGACAAGAGAUCCAUAAAUGGGCUCCCGUGGCCCCUGAGCCUCCGCCGAUCCUGGAGCAGUCGCUUUCCACUCGUAAGCCGCGUCCAACCAAGCAACAGAAGAUCAUGGCGCAAUUGGGAGUCGAGCGCCCAGAAGACCUUCCACCUCAUCUGCGUACGAAACAGCCUCAUCCCACCAAGCGCAAGUCUAGUGAAUCACAAUCGGGCAGGCCCUCAUUUCUUCAGCCUCAAACUCCUGGCGAAGGUCCUAACCCGGAACCAGGUCACUCUGGACCUACUUUAACCACGAUGGCCGAGACACAAACCUCUCCCUACCCUUUCUCUGCAAACUACUCCCUCCCUGGAGGCGAUUCUACCCCCGCAUUCGCUCCAGAUUCCUCGGCAUUUCUGCCCCAUGCUGCGGUGCAUUCUCCCUCAUUCCCCGCUCGUUCUCCCUCGCCACAUCACCGGGUGCUGGAUACGUCCCUCUUCAGUUCUCCCCAAUUCAACCGGGAUCAAAAUGACCAGACUCCCGGGGUGAACGUCGAUAACCAAGACCCGUUCGACAGCAGCCCGAGACAAAACUUUGACGAUGUGUUUGCGGACUUGACGAAUGCUGACCCGGAUCCGGAGGUGGAACCAGAAACCGAGCAAGAAAUCGAGCCUAUGGAGAACACGCAUGCUAAUGAGGCGCUAGAGGUUCUCGACGCGAGCAAUGAGGGCCAUACGGAAUCCAUGGAUGACGAACCACAGGAUGACAAACCUGCCAAAGCUUCGACUGAAUCAGAGGUUGCUCCCAGUGCAGAAGAGGUUUGA